AUGAAACAUCUGGAUGAAAUUCGCUUAAUCCUUAACAAUAACGCCCUUGACAUUCUUGCAAUUAAUGAGUCCAAAAUUGAUAAUCAGAUUUCAAAUAAUGAGAUACAUAUUGAUGGUUUUAAUAUAAUUCGUAAAGAUCGAAAUAGGUUUGGUGGUGGUGUGGUUCUAUAUGUUCGCCAAAACAUAUCAUUCUCAGAUAGAAUAGAUCUAAUCCCUGAUGAACUUGAGAUGGUCUGCAUUGAAUUAAGUUUACCCUACAAUAAAUCACUGCUAAUAAGCACGUGGUAUAGACCACCAAAUUCUCUUAUGAAUAUAUUUGAUUACUGGGCAAGCUUUUUAGCAAAAUGUGAUAAUGAAGAUAAGGAGCUAAUCCUCAUAGGAGAUCUAAAUUGUGAUGUCAGUAAAACUAUACCUGACCCUCACACAUGUAAGUUGCAAUUUUUAUGUUCUCUGUAUCAGAUAGACCAACUUAUUACAGAAUCUACAAGGCUAACUCCUAAAUCAGCUACACUAAUUGAUUUAAUAUUAACAAAUAGACCAGAAAAUAUUUCCAGAUCAGGUGUCAUUCACCUGGGAAUUUCAGAUCACAGCCUUGUCUACGCUGUGAGAAAAUUUACACGACCGAAUGGAAGGCAAAAAAUUCGUCAGGUUCGUAACUUUAAAAACUUUGUCGAAAAUUAUUUCAUUCGGGAUGUGUCUCAAUUGCCUUGGGAGAUGGUCUAUCAGUUUGGAGAUCCCAAUUUAUGUUGGCAAGUCUGGAAAUCACUAUUAUUAGAUGCACUUAAUAGACAUGCCCCUCUGCGCCACAAGCGAAUAAGGAAUAACCCUGUCCCAUGGAUUAAUCCUCAAAUUAAAGAACUUAUGAGAAAAAGGGACUAUCACAAAAAAAGGCCAUAA
This is a messenger RNA of Paramuricea clavata, 897 nucleotides long. The record is from the annotation of a GenBank genome assembly. NCBI's taxonomy places the organism in Eukaryota, Metazoa, Cnidaria, Anthozoa, Malacalcyonacea, Plexauridae.